This is a messenger RNA of Hydractinia symbiolongicarpus, 3528 nucleotides long. RefSeq names its product major facilitator superfamily domain-containing protein 8-like. Gene Ontology annotation, cellular component: lysosomal membrane. The record is from RefSeq and is a predicted model, not a curated record. NCBI's taxonomy places the organism in Eukaryota, Metazoa, Cnidaria, Hydrozoa, Anthoathecata, Hydractiniidae. The transcript is spliced from 11 exons. Gene Ontology annotation, biological process: transmembrane transport. Gene Ontology annotation, molecular function: transmembrane transporter activity. Bases 127 to 1668 code for a protein of 513 amino acids.
GGUUAUUGGAUCAAUAGGGCUUUAUAUACUUUAAUAUAAUUAUUAUGGCUGACUAAGAUGUAAAAAAUUGUUAUUUUAGUGAUUUACAAUAUACAUGUUUUGUUAUGCUCUUAUGUUAGUUUAAAUAUGGGAAUAGAUAAUGAAGAAAAUGCUGGUUUAUUAAAGAGUGUCAAUGCUGAUGACAAAAGUUAUGGAUCAUCUGAAAGCAUUUCAUAUCGUGAUAUUGCACUCACCAAUAAGAUACGAAGAAGAACCUUUAAUGUGCUGUAUUUUACAAUGUUUGUUGGAUCAAUAAGUUUUUCUAUUGUUAUGUCUUCAUUGUGGCCAUUUCUUCGAAAGCUAGAUCAGUCUGUGAGUGAGCCAUUUAUGGGGUACAUCAAUGCUGGUUAUAGCUUAUCACAAAUGGUUAGUUCUGUUAUCUUUGGUUAUUGGUGUGACAGAAGAAGAGGAAUUGAACCUCUUGUAUUAUCUUGCAUUCUGUUGGCUUUGGGUAGUGGUUUGUACGCAUAUGCACAGCCCUUUGGUGCUGAUGGAAUUUGGGUAGUCUUUGGUGCCCGGUUAAUGCUUGGUUUAAGUGCUGGAUCAGUAUCAGUAGCAAGGACAGUUGGUGCUAGAUUGUCAACUGAAGAUGAAAGAGGAAAAAUAAUGUCAUACAUUUCAUUAUGGCAAGCUAUUGGUUUCUUUAUUGGUCCAGCACUGCAAGCUUUAUCGAAAGUGGUACCGUCCAAUGGAGUGUAUGUUAGCUCUAUGAAGUUCUAUUUUAACAUUUAUACGGCCCCUUGUUAUUUGAUGAUUAUCUUGAGUGUUGUUAAUGCUGUAUUGUUGACAUUUUACUAUGUUGAAGAUGUUGGUGGUGCAAAGGAGAAAUUUAAAGAAGAAGUUAAAAGGUUAAGACGAGCUUCCAUGUCAUUUGAACCAAUCGACUUUCCCGUGAUCAUUGUGUGUAUAAUAUUAUGGUUUGUGUCGAUGUCCAUUUUUGCGUUGAAUGAGACGAUUUUGUCACCACUAAUAAUGAAUGAGUAUGCUUGGUCUCGAAGUAAAACUGUGUUCUAUGGUUCCGUUCUGCUUUCCAUUUCUGGUAUCGUUGCUAUUGUGUGUUUUCUUCUUACUGCACCUCUGGCGAAAAAGUUGGGUGAUCGUGCUGUUGUGUUGAUUGGAUUUCUUAUUAUGUUAGCAGGGUUUAUAAUUUAUUUACCCUGGGGACCGGGAUAUCCAAAGCUUACCAAGGCUGUGAUAAAUGCGACGGUGGUAACCAAUGAUGCAAGCGAAGGCGGUGGCUGUCCUUAUAAUUAUGCUUGGUGCCACAAUACACCGUCUCUAUCAUUCGGCCAGUUUUUGACGGGAGCAACGUUGGUAGGAAUUGGUUACCCUAUUGCUGUAGUAAUCUUAAAUGUGUUGUAUUCGAAGACCAUUGGACCAUUUCCACAGGGAAAGUAUAUGGGCUGGUUAUCGGGUGCCGGGUGUUUUGCUCGCGUCACUGGACCGUUGUAUGUUACAGCUAUGUACAGACAUUAUGGUAUGCGUUGGACAGCUGUUAGUAUAAUCUGCAUGCUCACGUUAGUUCUUGUACUGUUUGCUUUGUUCUGGAGACGUCUUGUGCCUUACAACAAACGGAGACGAGUUCUGUCUAAGCUUGAUUCAUAUACUGCUGGUAGUCCAAGUGUCUAAUUCAAUAGGCGCAAAUGGUUUCUGAUUUCACCAACCAUCUUGUCCUUUGUGGCAAGUGAUUUGCAUCACCUUGAAUAAUGCUCUUAGCAGCUUUUUUCUCGUACGGUCAGUGUUUUUCAGCGAUUGACUAAUAGUUUUCACAAGUAAAAUAUUUACCUGACGACGAGAAUUCUUAAAAGUUCUGUAGCUGAUACCUACUAUAUCAAAUCAUAUGGUAUGUCUUCAGAAUUUUAGCGUUUAAAAGUUUGCCAAAGUUGCAAGCCUUCUUGGACUUUGCUCAAGUACUCCAGAUUUUGAUCUUCAAUCGUGGACAAAAUAUAAUGAAUCACGGUAAUUUUCUAAUUUAGCGGCCACAAGUGAUCCCUUUCGUUGUUUCUAUAUUAGAGUGGCGCAUUUUCAAAAUUCACUUGUCAAUAUUUACGGCAGACUUCAGACUUCGGAUCUUUUCUUGAAACAUCCUUAUUGUUGCUGACGACAGCACAACCAUUUUUCUCGAAUUUUAAGAUCUUUGUAUGCCGCGGCGUGGAUUAUUUCGUUAUAAGGGCGCGCUGAAGAAUAACACUAGCAAAUUUUACACGUUAUCUACCUGGCUAACGUGUGCGCAAAUGUAGCCACUUAGAGUGGUGCCAAUUUCACCCAUUUGUUCGUGUUGAAAACUCACGAAAAAAUUUCUUUCAUUAAUUUUAUCCAUGAUUUUAGAAUGGUUUUUUGGAUUUCGAGUUGGAUUUCUGUUUUUAGCAAGGAUUUUAUGGAAAAUUCUGAAAAGGAGAGACUCUUACUUUAGGGAUUUUUUUAAAGUGCAUUUUUUAAGUUUUAGACAAACUGAUGCACUAAUCUGAAAUUGGUUCCGUUCCAGGGUUGGAGAUUCUUAGGCGAAUAUCUAGUUAAGCGAUUGCUGUGGUCACACAACUUUCGUAGCUCAAAUGAAGAUUUAAAUGCACUAGGACCCCUUCGCAGGACCCUUUUUUGAUAGCAGUGUCAAUCGGAACCGAAUAGGCUAUCCUGGCUAAACAAUUUUAAUAUUAAUAAUAAAAAUAAUACAUAUAAUAAAAGUAAUAAUACAUAAUGUAAAAAUUACAGUGAGACAUGUCAGAAAUUAUUUUAUUCGGUUUUGUUAAAUUUAAUCUGUUCCGUUAUGGAUUUGAAAAUUAUUAUAGACAUAUUUUAUCAACGAAUAAUAAUAUAAAUGAUGUGCAUUUUUGUAAUAUUUAUUUUUAAGUACCAUUUUUUUACUCGCAGUUUUGCACCAGUUUUCUGUUUUAAGCCGAAUCUCCACUAGAUGAAAUUCGCGACGAUUUUUGUUACGAAAAGUAGAAACCAAUUUAACUUUUCGUCAUGACAAAAUCGCGACCCAUCAAGCUCUCGAGUAUUUAUGACGAUCGUCGUAAAAAUCGUCCUGUGGAGAUUCGCCCUUGCUAGCUCGUUUUUUGAUUGUGUAAUGACAAUAACAGAUUAAAAAGUUCCUCCCAAGCAAACAAACACUUUUAACGCUACGAUAAAAAAAAAAUAUGUAACGCCCUUUAGGCGUAGUUACAUUUAAAUGCUACGAUGAGAAAAUAUAACACCCUUUAAGCCCAGGCACAAAAAGGACCAGCUAUGUUUGGCAUGUUUUUUACCGUAUGCAAUUUAUUCACCAUAGAAAUAAAUGAAAAUUAUUUGUAAACACAUGUAUUAUAUUUAAUUUCCAUGACUUUACGCUUUUUGUUUUAUUCACUUUUUAUAACAUAUCAAAUUCAGUGAAUUUUUUGUUUUGUUUUUUCAUAACAUUUUACAUGUACAUGUACAAAAAUUCGCAAAAUUUUGGAAACAGUUGUAAGUGAUCUGUAAGAACAAAGUUUAUCGAAAUAUUUCGAUUUAGAA